AAAUAGAAGCGAGCGCCCCGGCUGCGGAGCUAAAACGCUGGGCUCGGGCUGCGCGUCGCGGGGCCACCAGUUUCCGCGCAGAGCCCUGGCCACCGCCAAGCCAUGGGCGCGCAGCGGGACAUCGGCACCUUCGUGGUGUGGGACUACGUGGUCUUCGCCGGCAUGCUGCUCAUCUCUGCCGCCAUCGGCAUCUACUACGCCUUCGCGGGGGGCGGCCAGCAGACCUCCAAGGACUUUCUGAUGGGCGGCCGCAGAAUGACCGCCGUGCCCGUGGCGCUAUCCCUCUCCGCCAGUUUCAUGUCCGCUGUCACGGUCCUGGGCACCCCCGCCGAGAUCUACCGUUUUGGGAUCAUGUACGGCAUCUUCGGCAUCACCUAUUUCUUUGUGGUGGUCAUCAGCGCAGAGGUCUUCCUGCCCGUGUUCUACAAACUGGGGAUCACCAGCACCUACGAGUAUUUAGAACUUCGAUUUAACAGAUGUGUUCGACUUUGUGGAACAGUCCUCUUCAUUGUUCAAACAAUCCUUUAUACUGGAAUUGUUAUUUAUGCUCCUGCCCUGGCUUUGAAUCAAGUCACAGGAUUUGAUCUGUGGGGCGCGGUAGUGGCAACUGGGGUGGUCUGCACAUUCUACUGCACGCUGGGUGGUCUUAAAGCAGUUAUCUGGACAGAUGUUUUUCAAGUUGGAAUCAUGAUAGCUGGAUUUGCAUCUGUGAUUAUACAGUCUGCAGUGAUUCAAGGUGGCAUCAAUGGGAUUUUAAGUGAUGCCUAUAAUGGUGGAAGAUUAAACUUCUGGAACUUUAAUCCUAACCCUCUGCAAAGACACACGUUCUGGACAAUUAUUAUAGGAGGGACUUUCACAUGGACCAGCAUCUACGGUACCAACCAGUCACAAGUACAAAGAUACAUUUCCUGUAAAAGCAGAUUCCAGGCAAAGCUGUCUCUCUACAUCAAUCUUGUGGGACUCUGGAUAAUCCUCGUCUGCUCAGUAUUUUGUGGGCUUGCCCUGUAUUCCAGGUACCAUGACUGUGACCCUUGGACAGCCAAGAAAGUGUCUGCAGCAGACCAGCUCAUGCCAUAUCUGGUACUGGAUAUUCUGCAAGAUUAUCCGGGAGUUCCUGGACUUUUUGUGGCCUGUGCUUACAGUGGAACACUGAGCACAGUGUCUUCCAGUAUUAAUGCCUUAGCAGCUGUAACUGUGGAAGAUCUGAUCAAGCCUCGCUUCCGGUCACUCUCAGAAAGGUCUCUGUCUUGGAUUUCCCAAGGAAUGAGUGUGCUGUAUGGAGCUCUGUGUAUUGGAAUGGCUGCUCUGGCUUCACUCAUGGGAACUUUGUUACAGGCAGCGCUCAGCAUAUUUGGCAUGGUUGGUGGACCACUGUUGGGCUUGUUUUCUUUGGGCAUUUUGGUUCCCUUUGCCAACUCAAUCGGAGCACUUUUGGGCCUCUUGGCUGGAUUUGCCAUUUCCUUAUGGGUUGGAAUUGGAGCUCAACUUUAUCCUCCACUUCCUGAGAGAACUCUGCCAUUACCUCUGGAAACCUAUGGCUGCAACAGCACGUACAAUAGGACAGAUUUGAUGACAGCCACUGCAAUGCCAUUUUCUACAAGUGCUUUUCAAGUACACAACAUUGAAAGGACUCCACUAAUGGAUAAUUGGUAUUCUUUAUCAUAUCUGUACUUCAGCACUCUUGGAACUUUGAUAACGAUAAUUGUGGGGAUGCUUAUCAGUUUAUCAACAGGGGGAAGAAAACAGAACUUAGACCCCAGAUUCUUACUAACCAAACAGGACUUUUUAUCCAAUUUUGAUAUUUUUAAAAAAAAGCAGCAUGAUAUAAGCUAUAAAUCUCAUCCAGUGGAGGAUCUUGGAACUGAUAAUCCUGCCUUCAACCAUAUUGAGUUGAACUUCACAGAUCAGCGGGGCAAGGUCAAUGGGACUCGCUUGUGAAACACCUCCAAAGCAAGACGAUUUGAAAUGAUGCCUCAAUUCUAUGUUUUCUAGGAUAUUUAGAUCAGAUUUAGAUCUAUCUGUCUUUCUUUUGUCUGUCAUGUUAUGGGGCAAUGCAUUUUUGUUAAAGAGAAGUCCUAACUUUCUUCUCUUUCUAUACUGAUUCAUUGAUGCUACUCUGGAGUCAAGAGUUUCAGCAUCAGCAUUUCUCACUUUUAUUUCAAUGAAGAUACGGUCGUGAAAGUUAUGACUACAUAUAGGCUGGAAGGCUAAUACACACAUGUAUCUGUGUUACUUGUUGGCCAAAGGCAUGUUUUUUUGGGCAUUAUUGAAAAUAUUUUCCGUGCCUUUAGUGCUAGCAUGUAAGCUUUGGAUUCACUGAAGUCGUAAUUAAUAUUGAAAAGAACUAUUCUCCCUUCUACCACUCUAUUUGUAGAGAGCAAUGAAGUGAUAAAUCUGUCUUGUUUAAAUCUUUGCUUUUUAUCCUGGUUCAGCCCAGAACUCAUAGUAGCUUUGGAACUGAUUUUGGCUCAGGAAGGUGAUCAAGAAGUGACUUGUCUGAGACAGAACAGGGACCCAGUGAUCAAGGUCUUCUUGCAUCUAUUCUUGUGCCUUUGGGUUUAUUUCUGAGAUUCCUGGCCUUUGGCUACUUCUCUCUAUUGCUUUUCUUAAACUAUAGCUCUUGGAUUCUGAACCUCUGACUGUGAUUUUGUUGGUGGCGUCACUGGUGCCUGCCUUCCUGGAUUCCUGUUGGCUCUAUUGUCCUGGGCUUGGACAUAUCUUGAGACACCUAACAUGAAUUAUGCCACCCCAGCCCCCAGUUCACAAAGUCCUAGCCUAUAAAUUAUAAACCCCCAUGAGCCUGGUACUGACUAAAGUACUUUUGACAUAGGUACUUUGGGAUUUGAUAAUCUGAGAAUGUUAUAUUUUAAAAAAUGAUUAAAUUAUGUGGAGUUAGAUAAUUACACUUCAGGCUAUUAAGUUUUGAAUUUUUGAGUAUCAACUAAUUUGCAGUCAAUUAAAUUGAUCAAAGGCACAUAUGCUUAGAAAUCUCAAAAUUCUAGUGUAUAGUUAAAAAGCUAAAUUAUAGAUAACUAUGACUAUAUUUCUAAGCUAUGAAUCUCAUCCAUCUAGUUCUAGAUUUACCAUAUGUCAUUUGCUUUAUGUUUUAAAAUUUCAAGUUUCAAAUUUGCUUAGCUGUUUAUUUUGCUAUGUCUUGUUACAUGAUUUCAUCAAUAACUUACUUUUUUCUACAUUACCCAUAUUAGAUACUGUUUAAGAGUUUAAUGUUUUCUUCAAUUUUUUACAAAAAAUGACAGAAAUACUUAGAUAAAUACAAAUGUUUUUUUAAUUCAAUAAUUUCAUGAUUAUUUUCUGAUCUAUCUUGUUUAGGAAGCCAUGUCCUGUAAAUUUAGGGUUGCUAGCUGACAUUAAAAUAUGUGUAAAAUAGGAAGUUUUUCAUUUAUCUAAAAUAAAGAGGUUCAUAUCACAUUUAAAUUAACUAUACAUUUAUAAAUCUCUUAUGUAUUUAGAUACUAUUUUUUAAUUCCUGUAUUUGAAAGCUAACAUCAAGCUUUGUGAAUCUAUAAUGUUUUAAGGAGUAAGAAGACUUGAUCUUGUUUGUUUCAUGCUACUUUGAUGGUUAUUUAAGAAUUUUAAAUGCAUAUGUAUGUAGCAUGCUUCAGUUUUGGAAAUCAAAAUCGGAUUAUAUAAGUGACUUUUUCUUUUCUCUGACUGUGAAGGGGUUAUGCAAUAUAUUCUUAAUAAGAAAUAUAAUACAUCCAUUCUUGUCCACUUUCCUUAUGGCAAAAUAUAUCUUUGUGACAUUUGGAAAUUUCACUUUUACUUUCACAAACACAUAAGAGUGCCAGAUAAAAUUCUGAAGACAAUAAAGUGAUAUUAUGAAUUUAAAAUAAUUUAUCUUAAUUUCUAAAUUUUAGAAUAGAACCAUAAAGGGGGAAAUGUUAAUAUAUUGUGAUAUAAAGUAAGUAGUGUUUUACUGUUAGUUAUUUUGAGUCACAAACCUUAAUGGGAGGAAAAGCCACAUGGGUUGUCUGUCAAUAUAUGUUGCUGCUGUCAAGUUGCAUAUCUUUGAAUUUAUACUUCACCCCCUCAAAUGAUGGUACAUAGCAUUAAACUUCUGCCUACCUCACAGAAAUAAUGUGAGUGUAAAAGAUCUGCUGGAUCUCUUUGGCAGAAUAGCACUUUUAUUAAUUCAAAUAGUUACUUGAUAUUUUAAUAUUUGGGGGCAUGAAAUUUGAGACUAGAGUCAUUUGCCAGUUUUUUUUAAAUUGCACUGCUAAUAAUUUGCAUUAUCAUGAUGUAGACACAGGGCCUUCUUUAAAAAAAUGUGUACCAGAGGAAUAUUAAAAAAUAUUUAGGAAUCAGCAGGAUUAUUCCAAUAGAUAGGACAAUGUAGAUCAGUCCUAUUCACUCUGCAGAGAAAUGGAAAUUAUACAGGUAAAAUGUGAAACAGCAUAAAUUCAUAUUCAUCUGUUUAGUUGCUUAUGCAAUCAUUUUCUUUCUGUGCCAGUAGCUCUCAACCAGGGCCAUUUGGAAAUAUCUGGAGACAUUUUUUUGUUGGCCACAUGGAGGAAGAGAUGCCACUGGUAUCUAGUAGGUGGAAUUCAGGGAUAUUGUAAGCAUCCUAGGAACUAGGGUGGCUUCUCUCCCUUCAACCAAAACUCACUGAGCCCAAGAUGUCCAUAGUGUGUGGUUUGAGAAACCCCACCAUGGAGGCUGACAUUGGCUUUUCUGAAGUCCCAGUCUGGUUGUGCUGCUUCAGAAAUGUGGCCUGACAUUUCUAUCUGAACGUUCUCCUCCACAGGUAAAGUUGAAAAUACCACUAGCAUGUGGUAUUUUGUUAUAAUGCAGAAUAAUGACCUCAUAUUUUCACAGCAUUUAAAAAAUUAAGGACUAUAGUAUUGUGAAUAGCUAUUUAAACCAGUCAUAUAACAGUUUAGCUCCUCUCCAUGGUUUCUCAAAUUUUGACAAGCAUCAAGAUGAAGGAAAUAUUGAAUGUAUGAAUAUAAGAAUUUCAUUAUUUUAUUUUAUUUAUGAAAACCACAGAAAACAUAGUUUGUUCCUUUUCUUUAAAAAAACUGAGUAUUCAUAAUAUAGAUACAUGGGAUAGGGUGGGGUUGAUAUGGGUUGAGUAACUCUGAAUUGAUUGUUAAGGGAAAUUCUGAGUUUUCCCAUAAAGAUUAUUGAUAAAGAACCAAUUGAGAGUCUGGGGCUGUAACUCAGAGGUAUAGGGCAUGUGUAGCAUAUGUGACGCCCAGGGUUUGAUCCCCAGCAAAAAGAAAAAUGUCAGCUAAGUGCAUUAUCAUUUAGUUACUGAAAAUUCAUGGUAUGCUGUUAGAUUUUGUACCUAUUGCUUAUGACAACCUUGAGAGAGUUGAAUAUUACACUGUAUAACAGUUGAAAAUCUGAUUUUUCAGUUUGCUUUUUGAACUCUGCCAGAUUGAAUAUAAUUAAUCUUAUCAGCCUUUACAAAAAGAUUUUUUUUCUACUCUAUUUACCGCAAAAGGGCUUUUCCUAAAUGCUGUAUAUAAAUUAUAAAAGUGUAAGCAAAUAAACAUGGAGGACUUUUGUCAUUAAAGAAUAUUUUAUAUUUUAAAUAAUUAAUGCUGUAUUUGAAAAUAAAAGUGCUGUUGGUUUGGGUAUUCCUCAGAGAGGUCCAUGAUUGAAAUUUUAAUCUGCAAGGUGACCCUAUUGGAAAGUAGUAUGAUAUUUGGGAAGUGGGUCUUAGUGGUGAUCCUUAGGUCAUUGAGGAUAGCCCUCAAAAGGGAUAGUUAGAUGCCACCUUUUACUGUCCUCUCAUUCAAAAUGUGACCAUUUGCUCCUACAUGUACUCCCACUAUGAUGUACUACCCUCACCAGAGGCCAAACUAAUGGGACUACCCAAACUUGAACUUGAACCACCAAAUCCAAACUGAGCUAGCUAACUCUUUUUAUAAAGUUAAUUACCUUGGGUGUUUCAUGGUGAUAAUAUGAAGUAGACUGAUACAAGAAAGUACAAGAUAAAGCACUAAAAUAGUAACAUUUUUUUCUGUUCCCAUUCAGAUUUUUAAUUGGGGGUAAUUUAAAAAUGGAUCCAAAUAAUUGUUGAUGAUAUCAGGACUUUGCAUUAGAAACAGAAACUCUUAAUCUGAACAUUUUUCUUCCUCUUGAAAAAAAAUAUUAACUUGAAGUUUCAAAUUUACAUUCUUUUAAUCUCAAGAUAAAAUUUGUAUUUGUGGGGUAUAAAAUCAAAUGGAGAGCUAAGCUAAUGAUUCAGGUACCAAAGAUGAGCUUGUUUCUUUCCAAUCACCCAAUUUGGAGACGUAUAAUAAAAGAAGCAAUUGCCACAUUUCCUCUUUGGCAAGAAAUGUUCACUUCUCUAAUGUGCCUAUUGUUCAUAUAAUUAAAAGUACGUAUGAACCUGUAAUAAUCCCACCAUUAUGUAUAAUUGUAAUGCACCAAUA
Molecule: messenger RNA, 6404 nt
Organism: Ictidomys tridecemlineatus (thirteen-lined ground squirrel)
Lineage: Eukaryota; Metazoa; Chordata; Mammalia; Rodentia; Sciuridae
Gene: Slc5a8
Product: solute carrier family 5 member 8
Biological process (GO): propanoate transmembrane transport; sodium ion transport
Cellular component (GO): membrane; extracellular exosome
Molecular function (GO): organic acid:sodium symporter activity
Source: RefSeq, a predicted model, not a curated record